Messenger RNA from Leucoraja erinaceus (little skate), 5669 nucleotides. RefSeq names its product SLIT and NTRK-like protein 1. The record is from RefSeq and is a predicted model, not a curated record. NCBI's taxonomy places the organism in Eukaryota, Metazoa, Chordata, Chondrichthyes, Rajiformes, Rajidae. The transcript is spliced from 2 exons. The coding region runs from base 2628 to 4721 and encodes 697 amino acids. Gene Ontology annotation, biological process: positive regulation of synapse assembly; axonogenesis; regulation of presynapse assembly. Gene Ontology annotation, molecular function: protein binding. Gene Ontology annotation, cellular component: GABA-ergic synapse; glutamatergic synapse; postsynaptic density membrane.
CGGUGACAGCUUCCUUCCAGUAUGAAUUGCUGUUGUGCAGACUGCAUGUGCUGCAUCAGCCUCUACCCUCUCAUUAUUAACUUUCCUUGUUUGUCAUCAAUCUUCAUUUGCUUCAGGUUGCCUUUGCAGAUGCUGCAGCAGGAUGGCGUAGGUUGUUCGUGGCAUCUCUAUGCCUUUUAUAAAAUAAUCUCUCCCCUACAGUUCCCAUUAUAGAUCAGAAAUUCUCCACAUCUAUGAAAAAUGCUGCUCGCCUCUUAAUGAGCCUUAAAUGCAAGCUUGGAAGUACAUAAUGUCUCAUGCUAAAUUAGGUAGGACCAAAGCUAUAAUCUACCAAGGCAAUAUUUUCUUAGAUAUAUCAAUAUAUUGAUCACAUGCUAAAUAACCUUAAGUAAAUUAACCUAAUAACAGUGGGAUGAAUGCCUUUUGUAAUUUUCUUUUUGUAACUUUUCAUUAUUUGGUGUCAAUCAAACUUUUCUUUAUUAGAAACUCAGCGGAGGUUUUAGGGUGUGCAUUAUUACAUGAUUUUGUUUCGUAAUUUGGUAUUAUUUUGACAGGUUGUUUAAGGACGUAAGAGCUUCACGGUUUUGUUUAGCUUAUUAUAUUAUACUCCGCAUAGUUCGGAUAAAUAAUAUUUGCAUGCAUUCAUUUCCAGAGAGAGAAAAAAACAUAACACCCUUUUAAAACUGCACAUCAUCAAUCGUGUAUAUUUAAAAUGCUCUUGCAAAAUGCAGUUUAAUGAAGUAACGGUUGCAUUCCAUGGUAGUUGUCUCGCCGUUCCGAAAUCGGAAUCCCAUUGUAUGUUCGCAAACAGGGUAAAAAAAUAAUCGGUGAUCAGCCUAAUUGCAAAUUUUCUGCAGAUUCUUUAGAUCAAAGCAGUUCGUAUCUCGGUUAGAUUUAGCCUCACACUUAAUAUGACAGCAAUAAACAGAUUGUCAUUUAAAUCCAAAGCAGGAGGGGUUUUUUUCCCCCGGUCUAAGGCAUCACAUUGCGAAUUGUAUCGGAAUGUAAAGGCAGCCGAAGUCUGUAUACGCAAUAACGUUACAAUAGUUGCUUCAGUGAUAUUUUGCUGCCAUUUUCGGAAUCUUUUUACUGAUCUGGCUCAGUAAACUGCGGCAGCUGUUUUUGCCUUCUCCAAAUACAUUUGAUUUCCCCUUACAAUGUCUAAUUCUGGUUAUAAAAGAAAGCACGGUUAAAGGGGAAACCUUUGCAAUAUUAUGCAACGACCCAUCCCCCCACCCCGAAAAACAAAACAAAAAUCAAAUGAACAUACAGCUGGGUCCCGCAGACUAGCAACGAGAUCGCCCUGCUCGGAGUGGAUUAGGAACAAUUGGAGCUUUUGUUCACUGUGCACUUCACGCGAACGGUGCUGUUUCCCGUCGCCUUUUAUUUUAUUUCCUCGAGAGAUCGCAUUUGCCAAUUAGCAUUUAUUUCUAAUCACGAUGCAAGCAUCUGCAAGACAACCAGCAGAGCAAAGUUGGUAGAACUGCCACCCGGCUCUCCCAGUUAAACAGGAAAGUUGCUCAAAAAGCGUCAUCCUUUUCCAAAAAAAUAACGUGGGGUGGGGGCGUCCAGUUUAAAUAUGGAUUGACAUACGCCUGGGUGUUGUACGUAAGGCACAGAUAACUGCGUGUAUGCAUCCAACCCGAUGUACAUACGCACAUAACAUAGCCAUACAGCCUCAUACGUGCCAAGAUCUAUGGUAACAGGCUUCCUGUUAACAUCCACGCUUCUGAUCCAGACCUCUGCUGAAGUGUCUGCGAGAGGUACUGCACCGAGCUGCGAGGUACAAUAUCCGAGGAAUUCACCGCAAUAAACAGGAAUAGCGAGCGAUAUAGUUACCCUUUGGUAAUAUAAUGGUGGCUCGUUGCUUCUCUAAUUGAAUCCAAGUUAAAGAAUACGUCGAAAUCUAAUUUGCCAACAGAGAGGUCGGAAGGAGGGAGGUGGGGAGAUAACUCUUGCAAGUAAAUCGGGUUAAGCUAAACGGAAUCGACAGCUUUUACGCCAACAUUUGGCUGCUGGUGUGAAUUGAUUUUUUUUUUUUAUCCACCGAUCGCCUGAUCAGACGUUUUUUUUUGUGCCACCACGACUCAGCAGAGUGUUAGCUCUUCCAGUGGACACCAAACUGAAAAACGAUCACAGUCGCAUCCCCGACCGAGAGAGAGAAAAAGGCGGCAAAGAGGUGGCGGAAUAUGCAGAUAUUGCAGAAUUUCUCUCCCUCCAGCACUUUGCGCUCUCCAGUCGGGUGGCAUCUGAAUCCAAACGCGACUGAAUGAGCCCGGAUUAUAUAGUUAUCGCCGGCGGGAGACAGUGACAUCGAAAGCCGGGGAACCGCGAGUAACCGCGAUGGAUUAGCAAAGCCUGAUUAUGCACUUGCUUAUUGUUUGGUUUUUCUAAUGCCUCUCUCUUUAGACAAAUACCGGGGUUGUGUCUUGCCUUCCUGUUGGUGGUACGUAUCCACUCACCCCGCUAUCCCGAUUGACAAACGAUUGUGAUACUUUCCGAGCUCGGAUCCUCUUUGCUUUAUAUUUAUACGUAAUUUUAAAACAAAACCAAGCCGAAACUGAUUUUUAAAUUUUAUUUUAUGCAUGUUUUAUAAACAAUUCAACUGAAGCAAUUCAUGACAUGAGAUGGGGGGCAGAUGCCACUGUUUGAAAAUGGUGCCGUGGUUUGUGUUGGUGCAAAUCAUUCUGGGGUUUGCCUGGGGCAAUACGACUACGGACCUUUGCGAGAAGAUGUGCUCAUGCAUUGAGGUGGAAGGUGUGCUGCACAUCGACUGCGAGAAAAGAGGCAUUACCGACCUGCAACAUUGCAGCGCGCCCACCUCCCGCUUCUAUCAACUCUUCUUGCAUGGCAAUUCGCUGUCCAAGCUCUUCCCCAACGAGUUCGCCAACUUUUACAACGCGGUCACUUUGCACCUGGAGAACAACGGCCUGCACGACAUCAUCCCGGGAGCUUUCUUGGGGCUGCAGUUGGUGAAGAGGCUUCACAUCAAUAACAACAAGAUUAAAGGUUUCAGGAGGCACACCUUCCUGGGGCUGGAUGACAUGGAGUACCUCCAGGCGGACUUCAACCUGCUCCGGGACAUCGACCCCGGGGCUUUCCGGGACCUCAACGCGUUGGAGGUCCUGAUUUUAAAUGACAACCUCAUUACCUCGCUCCCGGCUGACCUGUUCCAAAAUGUGCCCAUCACACACCUGGAUCUCCGAGGAAACAGGCUAAAGAUCCUGCCCUACGAAGGGAUUUUGGAACUCAUUCCCGGUGUCGCUGAAAUUCUGCUGGAGGACAACCCCUGGGACUGUACGUGCAAUCUUCUGCCCCUUAAAGAAUGGCUUGAGCACAUCUCACAUUCGGCUUUGAUUGGAAGAGUAGUUUGCGAGGCACCCAUGCGAUUGCAAGGAAACGACUUGAAUGAGACAUCCGAGUUCGAUCUAUGCCCCUCGCAGAAUGAAAAUGAUAUAAGUCUUGUUGCUCCUCCUGCUCAGCCGCCGUCAGGGCUGCCUCCGACUCCUGCUGCUCAGCAUCCACGGCCACCGACUUCAGCAUCAGUGCACAAAGGAGUAUCAAAGCCACGCGGAAACUGGCAACUGAGGACAAGACCUUCAGCCAAUGCAGUUGUACCUAAUGGCAGUAGCAAUCCCCAUGUAUUAACUGGAUGCCCAACAGCUUGUAGUUGUUCUAUCACCAAUGUUGAAUCAGGUUUUGAGGUUAACUGCAGGGGCAGCAAACUUGAGAGUGUAGCUGAUCUCCACCCAAAACCAUUAAAAGCACAGGAACUCUUUCUCAGACAGAACAAUAUAGGAAUCAUAAGGAAGACUCAUUUCUUGGACUACAGCGGUUUGACUUUGUUGGAUUUGGGAAAUAAUGCCAUUAAGUUAAUAGAAAACAACACCUUUUGUAAUCUCACCAAUUUGCGUUGGCUGUAUCUGGAUAAUAAUAACUUGGAAAUUCUGCUCCCUGAUAUGUUUGCAGGGCUUCAAAAUACAGAGUAUCUAAACUUGGAGUUCAACUUAAUUCAGUUGAUCCUACCAGGCACAUUUAAUUGGAUGUCAAACCUGAGAGAAUUGUUCUUGCAUAACAAUUUAUUGAAAUCUUUGCCUGUAGACGUAUUUUCUUCCGUCUCUCUCUCCAAGCUAAGUCUGCACACCAAUUAUUUUAUGUAUCUCCCAGUUACUGGAGUUUUGGAUCAAUUAACUUCUGUUGUGCAAAUUGACCUUCAUGGAAAUCCAUGGGAUUGUUCCUGUAAUAUCGUAGCUUUCAAGCUAUGGGUGGAGAGGAUGGGCACUGAUGUCGUUGUAAGUGAAUUAAAAUGUGCAUCUCCUGAAGAAUUUUGGGACAGAGAUUUUAAGUCGAUAAGCAAUGAGCUGAUGUGCCCAGAGUUAUAUGCAAAAAUCCAUCUAACGUUUUCCUCAUCCAGUAACAUUACCAUAUCAACAGAGACAGGGACUCAUGUGAAUCCAUACUUGGAGACCAGCAGAGUUUCUAUUUCAGUGCUGGUACCUGGCCUUUUACUUGUCUUUGUUACAUCUGCCUUUACAGUGGUUGGCAUGCUUGUGUUUAUCUUGAGAAACCGUAAGAGAUCGAGAAAAAGGGAUACCAACUCCUCUGCUUCAGAAAUAAACUCCCUGCAAACAGUCUGUGAUUCUUAUUGGCACAAUGGGCCUUACCAUGCAGAAGGACCUCAUAGAGUUUAUGAUUGUGUUGCACACACCCUUUCAGACUAGGCUUCAUGAAAUAAAAUAUUGAAAAUAUAGAGUGUGAUUUAAAGCAGCACGUUUAUCUGGAAAUGAGGUUCAUGCGUUGAAGGGUAAAGGCUCCAGAUGUAAAUAAUGUUACCAUAGGCUUCUGCUAAAAAAAAAAAUCUGCAACAGAAUGUUGAACUCAGCUUUCUAAUGAACAAUAAAUAGCAGACAUAUUACAAAAGUACAUAUACCUUUUAGAACUAACCUUUUUUUCUCCUGCUGUGAAACACAGGUGUAUUUCGGAAGUAAGCACUGGAAUAAUGUUGUUGCUAUCCUGUGCGCAUUUCAUGUUGAUAUUCCGAAUGUAUAUAACAAUUAAUCAGUUAUAUAAAAAAUAUAAAGAACAUUUGUUGUCAUUUGGAGAUAUGGGAGAAUUGUAAAAAGAAUACACAAAAUGGGGGGAGGGAGCAGUAGAUAACAGCAGUUAGCUUUUACAGUUGUGAAGUUGCACGAACGCAUGAAUGUAUUGUACAGAACUGUCUAAGUAGAAACAAGUGAUGCAUGUCAUGCAUGAACUCAACACCACGGGGAUACACUACAUAGCUGGAAUAAAUAGCUAUUACUAUGCUCCAUUCAUGAGUACUAAUUAUAUUCUAUGAAGUCACGUAUCCAGUAUUGAUCACAGUGACCUUCCCCUGUUUAUUUUUGCUGUGAUUAUAAUUGUGCAGUUUGUGCUAUUAUUGCUUAGAUAAGGUGUAAGCUGCAAGUUCAUCUUGUUUUGGGCCAUAUUUGUUCAUGCAUGGUUAAUAAUUAUUUAAGUUAUAUUAUGAAUUUUUCCAUGUUUUUGGUGUUAUUUUAUAUUUGCUAAUGCCUAUUCUCAUCAAAAUUUUAGUGCAGUUAUUAUGUUUUGUACCGUGGUAAUGAAAUUCAAAUGGCCAAUGGAAUAUUCAUUUUUUUAAACUUGGGAAUAAAUAAAUGAAGUACACUUAA